GCCAUGACUGGCUCCGCCGCCGACACUCACCGCUGCCCCCACCCCAAAGGCGCCAAAGGCACCCGGUCCCGGAGCAGCCACGCGCGGCCGGUGAGCCUCGCCACCAGCGGGGGCUCGGAGGAGGAGGACAAAGACGGCGGGGUGCUGUUUCACGUGAACAAGAGCGGCUUCCCCAUCGACAGCCACACCUGGGAGCGCAUGUGGAUGCACGUGGCCAAGGUGCACCCCAAGGGGGGCGAGAUGGUGGGCGCCAUCAGGAACGCCGCCUUCUUGGCAAAGCCCUCAAUACCCCAGGUCCCAAACUACAGGCUGUCGAUGACGAUCCCAGACUGGCUCCAGGCGAUCCAGAAUUAUAUGAAGACGCUACAAUACAAUCACACAGGCACCCAGUUCUUUGAAAUUAGGAAAAUGAGACCGCUGAGUGGGCUAAUGGAAACCGCAAAAGAGAUGACCCGAGAAUCCUUGCCUAUCAAAUGCCUGGAAGCUGUCAUCCUGGGCAUAUACUUAACCAAUGGGCAGCCUUCCAUUGAGCGAUUCCCCAUCAGCUUUAAAACCUGCUUCUCAGGAAACUGCUUUCACCACGUCGUGCUGGGAAUUUACUGCAAUGGCCGGUAUGGCUCACUGGGCAUGAGCCGAAGGGCAGAGCUGAUGGACAAGCCACUGACCUUUCGGACUCUGAGUGACCUCAUCUUUGACUUUGAAGACUCCUAUAAGAAGUACCUGCACACAGUCAAGAAGGUCAAGAUUGGGCUGUACGUUCCUCAUGAGCCUCAUAGCUUCCAGCCCAUUGAAUGGAAGCAGCUGGUCCUCAAUGUCUCCAAGAUGUUGAGGGCUGACAUAAGGAAGGAGCUGGAGAAAUUUGCCAGGGACAUGAGAAUGAAGAUCUUGAAACCUGCAAGUGCCCACUCUCCAACCCAAGUGAGAAGCCGGGGAAAAUCGUUGUCCCCCCGAAGGAGGCAAGCAAGCCCCCCAAGAAGGCUCGGCAGGCGAGACAAGUCGCCUGCCCUGCCUGAGAAGAAGGCGGCUGAGCUGAGCACUCUGAAUGAGGUGGGCUACCAGAUCCGAAUUUAGCCAGCCUGGCCGAGCCAGCCAGAGCGUCCUGUGGUGCUUCUCCCUGCACUUGCCCCAGCGUCGUCAGCAGCAACGACUAUUGAAGAACUGGAGCAUUUUGUUUGUAAGGACUGACCUGGAGAUAGAAUCUGAGUGGGUGGAAACAUUUAGCUUUAAACAGUUCACCAAGAGGCAACCGUGAAAAGGUGAAGCCAUCAGCCCGGCUGGGGUUGGACUGCCUGCCUCCCUCAAGACCUCAAGGAUAACCACCGUGACUGUAGUUUUGUACUUUUCCAUUGACCUACUUUCUGUUCCUUGCUUUGAACAUGAGGCCACACCAGUAGGAAGCGCUCACGAAGUCAUCUCUGCCACUUUUGGUAUAGUAAGAUAACUCAGUCGGUAUUACUGUCUCUCAGCAAUAACAGAAGCAAAGAUGGGUGUUUUUUUUUUUUUAAGCAGUCACUGUUACCUCAGUAUUUGACAUCAGAUAUGCAAAACUUAAUGGUGUUUUUUUUUUUUUUUUUUUGUAUUCUCUGUACCGUUUCCCCAGUACUUCCCAUGGGGAUCUCCACGACUUUGGGUUUUUUUUUCCUGGUGCACGGUAUGAGAUUUAAGGUUAUUAUAUGCAACUGUUUUACUAAAACAGCACUGAAAUUCUUGUGGCAAUACGAGAAUCCACGUUCAGGACUCCACAGUUACUUCCUCUGUAGUCUUUUGUAAAGCGUUCUCUAACAGCAGUUUUCCAUCUUCCAAAGGAAAACAUCAGGCAUGUUCGGCAGCUAGUCAGUGUUCUGUCACUACCAUUUAAACCGCAGAUUCCAGCGAAAAGCACAAGAGGCCACACGCUUGCUCCACACGCUUAGCGACAUCCUGGCUGCCUCUGACAGGAACACAUCCAGCAAGGCCGAGAGCCCAGGAAUGCAGUGGCAGGUCUCGAGGGCGACAGCCUUCCUGUUCAUCCUUCAUCUGAGGUUUAAAACUCCGAGCCAGGUUUUAAUUCUGAGGGACUGCGGCUAAAGCUGUGUUCCGAUGUCUUCUAUUCGGGCCACGUGUGACAUGAUGUGAUUAUUUUCCCAUACCUUAUUGAGGUACCAUUUCGUGACAUUUAGUAAGUAUUAGAAAACAACAACGCAGAGAAGUGAGACUUUUUUUUUUUUUUUUUUAAUGGAAAAGCCUUUGGCAUCAACUUUUUGGUGUGAUUUAGCCCGUGAAGCACCAUGGACUGAGUAUACGGCCAGUACGUGAAUCUGUGACUUCCGGCUGCAGCCCAUGGAAGGUGGGUCUCCUGGCAUGCGCGCACUGUUCUGUCGGAAAAGCCUGGAGAAGAGCAUCUGUCUCGUUUGUUUUCUCUUAGCUGUCUUGUCACCUUGUGAGACCAAGACGCUUCCGUGAGUGAAAUCUGCGAGUCAACAACGUGCUGAUGAGCCUCGGUGCUGCUCUGGCUGCCUUUGAAGGCGGCCAUUGUACGGGAGUUUAAAAUCAUCAUCGUCAUCUGCUCCUGAAGAUUCCUCCUCACUAAAACUCUGGGGGUGACGUGAAAAGCCAAAAAGCCUUCACCCUGCAACUAUAUUCACAAACGCUCACUUUGCCCCAAAAUAAAUAUUAAUGAAAAGUAGUUUUAUUGAAAAAGAAGGCAGUCUGAUGUUCUUUAGUGAACAGAACUAAGUAAGACACCUUCAUUAAAAUGCUGCCUGAGAAUCCCGAACUACAAGAACAGUGUUACCAGAGUUCAACGGGAGUUAUCUCUGUGUAUCUUCACACAGCAAACCUGUUUACAGCCUCAUGGACAUAUGUAUCACAUGUCUGUAGUCAAUCGUUUCGUUCCCAUUUGGAAACCAUCCUGACCUAGCCAUUAUCUUCUGUGUAUCCACCUGAAAUUUCAUGACAUCCAGUAAGUACGCUACUUACAACACUGCCACCAUUCUACAAGUAAGAGCUUGAAAUAGGAUUUGCCAAGUGUUAAAGUCCGAUUUAGAAUCGACUGUGCCAAAUAGCUGCAUAGUGUCUGGUUUCCAACAAAAGGAGAAAGAGUAGAAAUAAUUUUCUAAAUGCUGAUGUAUAAGCCUUAACACUGCCAACUGGCUUAAUAAUUGAAUUUUCUUCCAUGCUCACUUCUUGAAUUUUAAAUUCAUUUCCCUAAAGCAAGAGUUAAUCAUAGAAAUGUGAAAAUUCAUUUAAAAUGCUAUUAGUUGUCACUAGUUUUACUGCCCAUGGAAUAUGUUAAUUUCUUACAGAUAUGGAAAAGGCACCAAACUCCUAAAUUCUAAAAUGCAAUAAUUAAAAGUAUUACGGCAAAAAAACCUCUAUUCCAAAUGUUUGACCUCCCCAAAAUUGAGUUUAAGACUGGCUAUAUUCAAAAUAUUAAAAAAAUUAUGAAAUGAUCUGAAAUCUAGUUUAAAAGUUAUGCAAGACAAAUUUUAUGUUUAUGCCAUUAUGGUAAUAUAUGCAAAGUUUAAAUGGAUGACAGAAAUCUUAAUUUUAGACUAUGUUGUGCUGUUUUGAGUACACUUUAUUUCAGAAAGUGAUAUUUAGUAUUUUCUAUAUACUCUGAAAUCAUGAGCAUUUCACUUUUUCUAA
Molecule: messenger RNA, 3627 nt
Organism: Lepus europaeus (European hare)
Lineage: Eukaryota; Metazoa; Chordata; Mammalia; Lagomorpha; Leporidae
Gene: VASH2
Product: vasohibin 2
Exons: 7
Coding region: 4-1071 (355 amino acids)
Biological process (GO): regulation of angiogenesis
Cellular component (GO): cytoplasm
Source: RefSeq, a predicted model, not a curated record